AUGGCGGCCGCCAGCUUCCCCGAGCACGACCCGACGGCGGCGUUCCAGUUUGCCAAGGAGGAGGAAAAGGUCAUCGCCUACUGGAGGGCCAUCGACGCCUUCAAGACGUCGCUCAAGCAGAGCGAAGGCAGGAAGCCCUUCAGCUUCUACGACGGUCCCCCCUUUGCCACCGGCCUCCCCCACUACGGCCACCUGCUCGCCGGAACCGUCAAGGACAUCGUCACCCGCCACGCCCACUCGACCGGCCACUAUGUCGACCGCCGCUUCGGCUGGGACUGCCACGGCCUCCCCGUCGAGCACGAGAUCGACAAAAACCUCGGAAUCAAGGGCAAGGAGGACGUCAUGGCCAUGGGCAUCGACAAGUACAACGCCGAGUGCCGCGCCAUUGUGAUGCGCUACCAGGGCGAGUGGAGGUCCACCGUCGAGCGCAUGGGCCGCUGGAUCGACUUUGACAACGGCUACAAGACCAUGGACAUCAACUACAUGGAGUCGGUGUGGUGGGUGUUCAAGACGCUCUUUGAGAAGAACCACGUCUACAAGGGCCUCCGCGUCAUGCCCUACUCGACCGCCUGCACCACGCCGCUGUCCAACUUCGAGGCCGGCCUCGACUACCGCGAGGUACAGGACCCGGCCGUCGUCGUCAGCUUCCCGCUCGUCUCCGACCCCAAGACGGCGCUGCUGGCGUGGACCACGACGCCCUGGACGCUACCCUCCAACCUCGGCCUCUGCGUCCACCCGGACUUCAACUACAUCAAGAUCCACGACGACGAGCGCGACACCAACUUCAUCAUCCACGAGAACCUCCUCGGCACCCUCUACAAGGAUCCCAAGAAGGCCAAGUUCCAGAAGCUCGAGACGUACAAGGGCAAGGACCUCGUCGGGCUCAAGUUCGAGCCCAUCUUCCCCUACUUUGUCGAGCGCUUCAAGGACCGCGCCUACCGCGUCGUCGCCGACACCUACGUCACCUCGGACGCCGGUACCGGCAUCGUCCACCAGGCGCCUGCGUUUGGUGACGACGACCACCGCGUCGCCAUCGCCAACGGCAUCAUUGAGCGCGACGAGUCGCCGCCGAGCCCCGUCGACGGCAGCGGCCGCUACACGAGCGAGGUGCCCGACUACCAGGGCGUCCACGUCAAGGAGGCAGACAAGGCCAUCCAGAAGGACCUCAAGGCGCGCGGCAGGCUCAUUGUCCAGGCCACGCUCAGCCAUCAGUACCCCUACUGCUGGCGUUCGGGCACGCCCCUCAUCUACAAGGCCAUCCCCUCGUGGUUCGUCCGCGUCGAGCCCGCCGUCGAGAAGCUGGUCAAGAACAGCGCCGCCACGCGCUGGGUGCCCACCCACGUCGGCGAGUCGCGCUUCGGCAGCUGGAUCGCCAACGCGCGCGACUGGAACAUCAGCCGCAACCGCUACUGGGGCACGCCCAUCCCGCUGUGGGUCAGCGACGACUUUGAGGAGAUUGUCUGCGUCGGCUCCGUCGAGGAGCUCGAGCGCCUCUCGGGCGUCACGGGCAUCAACGACCUGCACAAGGACAAGAUCGACCACAUCACCAUCCCGUCGCAGAGGGGCAAGGGCCAGCUGAAGCGCGUCGAGGAGGUGUUUGACUGCUGGUUCGAGAGCGGCAGCAUGCCCUACGCCCAGGCCCACUACCCGUUCGAGAACAAGGACAAGUUUGAAAAGAGCUUCCCGGCCGACUUUAUCUCCGAGGGCCUCGACCAGACGCGCGGCUGGUUCUACACGCUCCUGAUCCUCGCCACGCUCCUCUUUGACACGGCGCCGUGGAAAAAUGUCAUCGUCAGCGGCCUGGUGCUGGCGGCCGACGGCAAAAAGAUGAGCAAGUCGCUGCGCAACUACCCGGACCCCAACCUGCUCAUCGACCAGUUUGGCGCCGACGCCAUCCGCCUGUACCUGAUCAACUCGCCCGUCGUGCGCUCCGAGAACCUGCGCUUCAAGGAGGAGGGCGUCAAGGAGGUGCUGUCGUCGGCCUUCCUGCCGUGGCUCAACUCGUUCCGCUUCUUCCUGGGCCAGGUGACGCUGCUCAAAAAGGUGCACGGCCGCGACUUUGUCUACGACCCCAAGGCGCCCGUCUCGGCCAACGUCAUGGACCGCUGGGUGCUGGCGCGCUGCCAGAGCCUGAUCCGCCUGGUCAAGGACGAGAUGGCCGCCUACCGACUGUACACGGUGGUGCCGCGCCUGCUCGACCUCAUCGACGAGCUGACCAACUGGUACAUCCGCUUCAACCGCCGCCGCCUCAAGGGCGAGAACGGGCCCGAGGACGCCGUCACCGCGCUCAACUCGCUCUUCGAGGCGCUCUUCACCCUGUGCCGCACCAUGUCGUCGUUCACGCCCUUCCUCACCGAGAACAUCUACCAGGGCCUGCGUCCCUUCCUGCCGGCGCAGGCGGCCGACGACGGCGACGACUACCGCUCCAUCCACUUCCUCUCGUUCCCCGCCGUCAAGGAGGAGUACUUUGACCCCGUCAUCCAGCGCCAGUUCAAGGCGCUGCAGAGCGUCAUUGACCUGGGCCGCGUGAUCCGGGUCAACAUGAACCUGCCCGUCCGCGUGCCGCUCAAGGAGCUCGUCGUCUUCCACACCGACGCCGAGUACCUGGCCGAUGUCGACUCGCUGGCCGACUACGUCAAGGAGGAGCUCAACGUGCGCGACCUGGUGCUGUCGAGCGACGAGAAAAAGUGCGGCGUGCGCUUCCGCGUCAUGGCCGACUGGCCGACGCUGGGCCGCAAGCUGCGCAAGGACGUGGGCAAGGUGCGCAAGGGCCUCGACGCGGUCACGUCCGACGACGCCAAGGCCUACAUGGACACGGGCAAGAUCAGCGUGGCGGGCGUCGAGCUCGUCGAGGGCGACCUGCGCGUCAUCCGCUACGUCGAGACGGGCGAGAUCGAGGGCAGCUUCGAGAGCAACACCGACGGCAACGUCGUCGUGCUCCUCGACGUCGAGGUGCGGCCCGAGCUCCAGGCCGAGGGCACGGCGCGCGAGGUCAUCAACCGCAUCCAGCGCCUGCGGAAAAAGGCGGGCCUGGUGGCCACCGACGAGGUCGACGCCUUCUACUCGUUUGAGCACGGGCUCGGCGAGGCGCUGGCCGAGUGCAUCGAGUCGCAGGCCGACACGUUUGUCAAGACGCUCAGGAGACGGCCCAUGCCCCUGUCGCAGAGGAAGGCCGACGCCAAGGUCAUUGCCGAAGAGGAGCAGGAGGUCGGCGACGACAAGUUCAUGCUCUGCCUCGCAUGGGCGUAG
Molecule: messenger RNA, 3249 nt
Organism: Pseudozyma flocculosa PF-1
Lineage: Eukaryota; Fungi; Basidiomycota; Ustilaginomycetes; Ustilaginales; Ustilaginaceae
Exons: 1
Coding region: 1-3249 (1082 amino acids)
Biological process (GO): isoleucyl-tRNA aminoacylation
Molecular function (GO): ATP binding; tRNA binding; aminoacyl-tRNA deacylase activity
Source: RefSeq, a predicted model, not a curated record